UUAUUUUGUUACAUAACGGGUUUAUCGUAUUAUAUGUAACAUACCAAGUCAAGUAUUACAAUGGUGAAAACCCGUCGAAGUAACGGAGAGAAUGGGGAGGUUGACGAUGGGAAUUACGCUGUAAACGACGUUGGCAGUAUUUCUGAUGAGAAGGCAAGCAAUUGGUCUCAACGAGAGUUGAGGAGUAGUCAGUAUAAAGUUACUAGAACAAUCCAACACUGGCCUACUAAAUAUAGUCGCAGACGCUGCACCAUCAAGAUGCCUCGUAUUGUGUUUAAUGAAAGUGAUACGGAACCCGAAAAAUAUUCCCGAAGAUCUAGGCAAGUGAGAGUGUUCUUUGCUGAAGAUAAUGAGCCCACCAAUAGUGUCCGUCGCAGUCGUGGUCCAAGGAAGAAUUACGUGGAAGACAGUGAAGAUAAACCUAUACAAGAGAACGUAAGAAGAAGCUGCCGCAAGCGUAAGCUCCUACAUCACAAUUUCAAUGAGAGUUGGAUAACUAAUGAAUUGAAAGUCAAAGGCUAUCCAGAUUUGUAUGGCUUCCACGGGACUAGUUCUUCAGAUGAGUCAUACUCUGGCGAUGAAACUAGAAGAACUCCAAAAAAAAUGACCAACAACCAUGUCCCCACUAAUACAGAUGAAGAUACACAGCUCUCAAGACAAAGACGAACAUCCGCACGGUUUCUCAAUAAGAAGUCCAAUGAAGCAACUGAAUCGGAUUCUGAAGAGGAACCAAAUCAAACUGUCAUUGAAAAAAAACCUUCAACAGAAACUAAAAAAGAAGAAGAGAAGAUGGAAGUCCAGUCCAUUGAAGAUGUAAAAGCUGAAAGUGAACAAAAUAUUCAGGCACCAGACACUGAAAGUAAUCAAGCUCCUGCAAGAUCAACCAGAAGUAGCAGAGGGAGGGGUCAAACAAAGAAAGAAGAUAGUCAGGAGACAGCAUCCGAUACAUCGUCGUCGGAAAGUGGGAGCGAGCUGACGAUGGGUGGCCAGCCGCGCCGCUCUAACCGUACACGCAAACCUAAACCUGCUUUCGUACAAAUCGCCCAGGGACAGACCCGUAGCAGAGCAAAAACAUUUACAAUAAGAAAGAAACCAUAUUCGUUGAGAGAGAGGAAACCAAAAAUUUUACGCAGGAAGACAAUCAGAUCACAAUCGCCGUCCAGUACAAGCAGUAGUAGUACAACGAGCUCCGAUACAGAAGAAGAUCUAAAUGUUUCUAUGAAAAAUAAGACUAAGGGCAGGCAAAAGACAAAAGCCAUGGAUGACAAGAAAACAGAUAGAGCAUUAAGAGAUAUACAGCCUGUUGAAGUUGAUGGCAGUGUGAGAUUCUCAUCGGUGGGAGGUCUGGAAGAACAUAUAAAGUGCCUCCGAGAGAUGGUGCUCUUUCCUCUCAUGUAUCCGAACUUAUUUCAAAAGUUUAACACGAGGCCGGCAAAAGGAGUGUUAUUCCACGGCCCACCAGGCACUGGCAAGACACUGUUGGCGAGAGCUUUAGCCAACGAAUGUAGUCUGGUCGGUGGACGGAAAGUGGCAUUCUUCAUGAGGAAAGGAGCAGACUGUUUGAAGAAGUGGGUCGGUGAGAGUGAAAG
Achroia grisella is the source of this 1589-nucleotide messenger RNA. Its product is annotated as tat-binding homolog 7-like. The transcript is spliced from 13 exons. NCBI's taxonomy places the organism in Eukaryota, Metazoa, Arthropoda, Insecta, Lepidoptera, Pyralidae. Gene Ontology annotation, biological process: positive regulation of transcription by RNA polymerase II. The annotation marks the transcript as partial. Gene Ontology annotation, cellular component: nucleus. Gene Ontology annotation, molecular function: chromatin binding; histone binding; ATP hydrolysis activity. The record is from RefSeq and is a predicted model, not a curated record.